Molecule: messenger RNA, 2668 nt
Organism: Durotheca rogersii
Lineage: Eukaryota; Fungi; Ascomycota; Sordariomycetes; Xylariales; Xylariaceae
Exons: 9
Coding region: 265-2403 (712 amino acids)
Biological process (GO): DNA-templated transcription; regulation of DNA-templated transcription
Molecular function (GO): DNA binding; DNA-binding transcription factor activity, RNA polymerase II-specific; zinc ion binding
Source: RefSeq, a predicted model, not a curated record
AAACACGUAAAUACAGGCAGCGAUUUCAAUCAGCGGCGAAUUGACUAGAUUCGGCGUAGGAAGCUCGCAAGGAAGCGUACAAGCGAGAUGGGGACGCCCGCAAAAAGGCCCGUCCGAAACACCGCUGUCGCUCGCACUUUCGGGGUUUCGGAAACGCUCUGCACCCGAUCCUCUAAGAUAAAUAUCGUCCCUCUCAACCUCGGACCCCGAUCACUUGAACCGCUCACACACCCCGAAUCCUCCGCCUAACCACCAGAAGCUGCCAUGCAGGAGUCGACCUUCGAAUCUCGGGCUUUAGAGACCCCUGCAAGCAUGAACAAAGCGUGUGAUCGGUGUCGAGACCGAAAGGUACGCUGUGAUAAAAAGUCCCCCUGUUCGAAUUGCGAACGGGUUGGGAUGACAUGCACGGUAUCGCCUCGUGUACAGAGAACAAAACGGUCACAUCCCCCACGAACCCCGGAAUACGAUGGGAAGCUCGGCCGUAUUGACCGACGCCUCGAGCAAAUGAAACGUCUGGUCGAUACGCUGAUCACAGAUCACGACAAGGCUUCCGGCUCGCCCUCGCCAGGCUUACCGGGUCGAUCGACGCGCGAGUCAUGUUCGUCGGAACCACUGCCAAAUGGGACCCCCCUACCCCAGCUUCCCCAGCGCCGGCAGUUAUCCGCUGCCGUCGAUUCCGGCAGGGAGGAUCAUGACACGGUAGUUGAAGGCUCAUCUUCGCUGGCAGCUCAUUCUACAUUUGCCGUCGAGCUCUGGCACAACGUCGCCUCCUCGGAUAAGGAGAUGGGCCAGUCCCUUGACAUGCAGGAGCUCUCCAAGGCCCUCCACGAAAUCGUCAACGCGCUCAAGAAGCAGCAAACGCCGGAUUACUCAUUCCCCCCAGCCGCCUUUUCAGCUUCCCGAGAUUGGGAAAAGCCGCCUAUUGAGUCAGCUGUGGCCGCUAUUAGAAGAGCACAAGAUCAACAGAGCAUGAUCCUUGCUUUCUUCUGCCAACUCCUCAGCUCCAAUAGCUUGUCCGACUUGUGUUUAAAGGUCUACUUCUCUGAAGACUAUUCCGAGGCUGAGUUUAUUAUCUUGAAUGUGGCAUUGUACUUCUUGUUUAGUGAUCCACAUCAAAAAACGCCACAUCCACACUUGGAGACCAAUUAUCAGACCUGGUGCGCAGCAAACCUUCAAAAGGCACUUGGGGGACUAUCUCUCCACGUAAGGUCGACCCAUGACACGGUCCUGUCACUUACUCUUGGGGCCCUGUAUGCUGUGCACACCUCUCAGCCAUCCCUAGCAUGGACGCUAGUUGCAGCAGCGCACCAAGCUGCAUAUUUGCUCGGUUUCCACACACAACAGAAAGGCUCCAACAAAGCCUCGGACGUACCCAACAGAUCUGGACUGCUGUUUUGGGUCAUUUAUUACAUCGAAAAGACUCUAAGCCUGAGGAUUGGCCGUCUGUCUACGAUUCCAGACUUCGACAUUACAGUCCCACAACCAGGGGGCAAUCGUCCGUCCCUGCCCCCUGCAACACGCUAUUGCCGUCUCCAGAUCAAGUACGCAAGAGUAGCUUCGAAGACUUAUGAACACCUCUAUUGUGCGAGAGCUCUGUGCCUUCCCAAUGACGUACGAAGACAACGAGUACUAGAAUUAUCACAAGAGCUGCGUGACAUCAAUGAGCAGUUUCUCGCAGUCUUUGAUCAGUGGCUUCAGUUAGAGGAAAAUGAAUACAGGAAAGAAGUACUCAACUUGAUGAAAAUCUCUGACAGAGUUGUGCAACUGUCAUUGUUAACCCUCAUCCACCGGGCCGUCCCGCCGUCCACCGACCCAAACGCCACAUUCACAAGCGAGUGCCUUGCUUUUGCUAGAGAGGCUCUAGAACACCACCACUCGUACAUACCUACAAUCAGUUCAAGAGCGUUCUCCCUAUCAUCGUAUAUAAACUGGACUAUACUCUUCUCUCCCUUCAUACCCUUCAUCGUUAUAUUUUGCCAUGCUAUCCAAACCGGCAAUGAAGAAGACCUGCGGCUCAUGGAGAGCUUCGUAAAGUCCAUUGAGUCUGUUGGCCAUUGCUCCACUACUAUUACCAACCAUUAUCGACUUUUCCUGGUGUUCCACGACGUAGCGCUACGCUACACAGCCCUCAAGUCAUCUCUCAGUCCUUCACAACAAGACCAGAUGGGAAUGAAAGCUCAGAUGGAUCAGUACCUAAGUUCCAUUGGUGCUUUCCCUCUGACAUGGAAUAUAACCGGGCAGAGCAUUGGCGGAGAGACACAAGGUUCAUCAGAAACUGCUUCGAUGCAGCUUGAUGAGGCUAGUGUCAACGGGGGCAUAAACCAAGCUUCACAACUAGCCACUUGGUUCAAUCCGGGUCAGCAGAUGGCGGGAUGGCUGGAUACCGAGAAGUUCCCAUUCUAGCAUCUCUCUCGGAUCUGUAGAAUUCCCCGCAGCUCUCGAGAAAUCUACCCUGGUUUGCAGCCCUCGUAUUUCUAUAUUCCGCCUUGAACUUGAUCGGUUAUAUAUAUUCGCGCAAAAACGUAGAUGUCUACAUCUCCCUCGUGGGUUAUGUAGGCUUAUAGCGUAAGACGACCAGGCAUUUUUAUAACUAAGGGGCUAGUUUAUGUCUACUUCCUUAUGCUAAGUUUAACCAAAGACAUAAGUGUUUUAAUAAUGACCUUGGCUG